Messenger RNA from Symbiodinium sp. CCMP2592, 516 nucleotides. The record is from the annotation of a GenBank genome assembly. Lineage: Eukaryota; Dinophyceae; Suessiales; Symbiodiniaceae.
AUGCUUGCCCUCUGGCAAGGUGGCAAAGGCGGGGCCGCGCCAGCCCGGUUGGUUGCGAUGGGUGACAUGUUUUGUUGGAAGAGUUUCUUACACGCUGGCCCCGACGCAAAGGCCGUGAGCGGCCUGGUCUUCAAGGAGGCAGCAAGGGAGGUGUCGUGUCCGUGCAGGAUACACAGCAGGAUCCUUCUUCUCGGCGUCCAGAAUAUCCCCCUGAGCAAUCAGUUCCGGGGCGCCAGCCACAAGACGACCUCCAGGCGCGCAUCGCCAGCAUUGCGGCCCAGUCAAAGGCCCGCGCUGAGGCCGGCGAAGCAAUCUUGGGUGAGACCUUCUCCAAGGGGGGCAAGCACGACAAGCCGGUGGAGGAGGAAGAAGUCUCCUCAGAUCAAGGUUCUGACACCGCUGGGGAAGACCACGGCUAUUCAUCAGGUGACUACGCGGUUGACCGGGACUUCGAGAGCGCUGGGAGUUUUCAGGUCUACUGCCGGCGGUUCGGUGUCUCUUUUUGUAAAGGGUUAA